Molecule: messenger RNA, 1303 nt
Organism: Postia placenta MAD-698-R-SB12
Lineage: Eukaryota; Fungi; Basidiomycota; Agaricomycetes; Polyporales; Adustoporiaceae
Exons: 1
Coding region: 54-1082 (342 amino acids)
Biological process (GO): mRNA splicing, via spliceosome
Cellular component (GO): U4/U6 x U5 tri-snRNP complex
Molecular function (GO): protein binding; U6 snRNA binding; U4 snRNA binding
Source: RefSeq, a predicted model, not a curated record
AUCUCGUUGAGAAUCUCCAGAGGAAGCUUGUUGUGCGGCACAAUGUCGGAGGUAUGCUGCUCGGUCUUGGCGCAGACGCUCACCGCGGCAGCGUGUGCGCAUUGGCGUACUCCCCAAAUGGCCUCUACGUCGCCAGCGGCUAUGAAGAUUCCACCAUCAUCUUGUGGGAUCCCGCCACCGGAGGUCGCAUCACGGAGCUAAGGGGGCACACAGACACCAUCUGCGCACUCGCAUUCUCACCAGACAGCUCUCUCCUUGCCUCUGGUUCCCGCGAUUGCUCGAUCAUCUUGUGGAACGUGGUUGCUGGCGAGAAGACGGUCGCGCUCAAUGGUCAUGACGGCUUCAUCGACACGCUCGCGUUCUCUCCGGAUGGCAAAAAACUCGCAUCUGGUUCAGUCGAUUUCACAGUGCGGAUAUGGGACGUAGAGAGAGGCGAACAGCAAUCACUGUGCAAGGCCCAUAAUGCCCUCGUCAUGGUUGUCACGUUCUCUCCCGACGGCACUCAGCUCGCGUCCGGGAGUGCCGACUGCGAUACGCGUGUGUGGGAUGCUGAGACCGGCAUGGAAAUAUCUGUUCUUAAGGGCCACCAGGGCGUGGUCUACUCUGUCCAGUUCGCGCCCGACGGUCGCCGCCUGGCCACGGCGUCAGACGAUGGCACCAGCGUGGUCUGGCACGCGAAAUCUGGCGAGAGGCUCGUCAUCUUCCGCGAGCACUCGGGUCCUGUCUGGUCCACGGCAUUCUCGUCGGACGGCAAGCGUCUACUGUCUGUCGCGAGCGACCGGACUGUCAAGGUAUGCGACUCGUACAGCACUGAGGCGAUUCUGGCGAUCGAUGGGGCAGAGGGCAUGGUGAACGCGGCAGUGUUCUCGGAUGACGGUGAGUUUGUGGCGGCGGGUGCAGAGGACCAUUCUGUGUGCGUGUGGAAUACGCGGACGGGCGAGCGGAUCUCGGUGCUGGAAGGGCACACGGACAACCUUGUGAAUUUGCGGUUCUCGCCAGACAACCGUCGUCUGGCAUCUGCGUCAGAUGACAGCACGGUGCGCAUCUGGAACAUUUCAGUGGCGCUGCCAGCCGCGGUAUGAACGAAUGCUUGUAUCUCGAAAGGUUAUCCAUGGUGGUGGAUUCAUGUUCAGACGAGAGAUGACCAUUUGCUGAUCUCGGGACUUGUGUAUUACCUCGGGACUAGUUCGCAGCGAGCGUGCACCGAUGCCUUGGAACUUGCAUCUCUCCCUGUAUAAUUUCAUAUCUGCCGAUGUACUGUUCACGUUGUCAGAUGCUCUCCGAUCAUGCAUCUAUUCUCAGU